Molecule: messenger RNA, 1183 nt
Organism: Copidosoma floridanum
Lineage: Eukaryota; Metazoa; Arthropoda; Insecta; Hymenoptera; Encyrtidae
Source: RefSeq, a predicted model, not a curated record
UAUCGGGUCCACUGUCAUUAGUAUUUUGUUAAGUUCUUUUCAAUGAGCUCAUUUCUAUAAUUUUCUUGUGUUUAAAUAUUUCAGUUCAUGGAAUAUUCUAAAACCCCGAAUACUCAGUGCUCAACCCUUGUCUCAUGUGAACUUGUGUUUCAAAGACCAUUCAAAAAUUUUAUUUUCAAUUAACAAACAUGCUAGUGCCAUCUUGUCUAAGUGUACAAGAGAUGAUAAAGUUAAUUUUGCUAUGUUUAUGCCUGACCGUGGCAAAGCAUAGUGUGGUGGAAGCUUCCAUUAUAGUUAAAGAAGUUCAAGCUGGAGAUUUGGUGGAGUUGCCAUGUUUAAGCAAUGAUGACCAUCAUAGAUUUAUGUUCUGGCAAUUGACAGAUCACAGCCACGUCAUAAGCCCUGGAAAUCCUGUAGAUGAGCAAAAGUACAAAUAUGAAGUUCUCACUGGCAAAUUAUUUAUUAGGGCUGUAUCUACAGCCGAGGCGGGGUUCUAUAGCUGUAUUUCAAGAGGCGUGGAAAAUAGUGCAACUAUUAACAUUAACACUGUGGAAUUGAUUGUGAAAAAAGAAGUCCAAGUGGAAAGUUCAUUCGAGACAAAUCUAUUGCGUGGAAUGGCAGUGGCGACUGUCAUAGUUGUUGGUAUUGCUGUUGCUCUCUUAGUGAUCAUUCUGAGGCGACAACGAAAUCACAGAUUCUUCGACGUAAUGGAAGAGUCAAGAGAAAAUUCUCCCGCUAAAUACGUGGGUACAAUUCAGUCUGCUCCGGUAACGCCGGCGCCUAGAACACUCGAAGCUGAAGGUAUUGACAACAUGGGCUUGGACGUUGAUUUUCCAAGAGUUUUUCAACAAAUGCAGGACAGACCAAUGUAAUUGAUUUUUAAUAUUUUAAAAUCAAAGUACACACGAAACGUGCGACGCAACCAUACUGCCGAUGUAUUUUGUAAUUUGAAAAUUAGUGUAUGGUCCGAGUACAAGUUUUUGACGAUUUUUCAAAUUGUGCAAUAUCGUUAUACAAUGUUAAAUCUUAAGUGAAGCCUAGGUAAACAAAAAACAAAGAGUAAUUUUUUAAAAAUAAGGAUAUUAGUCUUGUGUAAGUUCAUUGUGUAAGUGGUGAUGAUUGUGUGGAAUAUUUGAUAAAAGUAUUGUAAAUAUUGUGAAAUAAAAAACUUUAUUGUGUUUGA